CAUAAGCGCACCUUGUUCAGAGUGAGUAGACCGCAGCCUCACAGCUCUUGUGUGAUCGUGUGCGAAAUCGACAGCCCCAGAAGGGGCAAGAGUCCACCCUGACUAAUACUCAAGUGAGAGUUGCUGAACUCUGCGCGGUGAAUGUGCAAUGACACUGAUGACAUGGAUACUGUCCUUUUAAGACUUGGUGUCUCUGUGGAGCUGCUGACUUUUCCCCUUAUUGGAGGCUGCGGGAUCUUCCAUUCAGUCUGACUGCAGCCCACAUACAGAGGCCUCUCCAGCUUUGGAAGGUGGGCUGAUACCCAGAGUGAACAUGCCAGCUAAUGGGAAAUCACCCCAGAGGUUUCCUGCCCUGGUUCCAGGACAACCUGGCAGAUCAUUUGAGGGAUCUCUGUCAUUCGAAGACGUGGCUGUGGAUUUUACCCGACAGGAGUGGCACAGGCUGGACCCUGCCCAAAGGACCAUGCACAAGGAUGUGAUGCUGGAGAACUACAGCAACCUGGCAUCUGUGGGCCUCUGCGUGGCCAAACCAGAGAUGAUCUUCAAGUUGGAACGAGGGGAAGAACUGUGGAUAUUAGAGGAGGAAUCCUCAGGCCAUGGUUACCCAGGCUCUCUCUCACUGCUGUGUGCCAACAAUUCUGUUGGUGGUAAUGCCCUCAGUCGUGAUAAUGACCUUCUUCAGCAUCAGAAGAUUCAAACUUUGGAUCAAACUGUCGAAUACAGGAAAGCCUUCUACAAGAGAACGGGCUUUGUUGGACAUAAAAGAACACACACAGGAGAGAAAAACUUUGAAUGUCACGAAUGUGGGAAAACUUACUGCAGGAAAUCAAACCUCAUUGAACAUCUGCGAAUACACACAGGAGAGAGACCCUAUAAAUGUGGUGAAUGUGCAAAAACCUUUAGUGCACGAUCAUACCUCAUCGCUCAUCAGAAAACUCACACAGGGGAAAAGCCCUUUGAAUGUAACGAAUGUGGAAAAUCUUUUGGCAGGAAGUCACAACUCAUUCUACAUCGGAGAACACACACAGGAGAGAGACCCUAUGAAUGCACUGAAUGUGGGAAAACCUUUUCUGAGAAGGCAACCCUCACGAUCCAUCAGAGAACUCACACAGGGGAGAAACCCUACGAAUGUGGUGAAUGUGGGAAAACGUUUCGCGUUAAGAUAUCCCUUACGCAACACCAGAGAACUCACACGGGGGAGAAACCCUAUGAAUGUGGUGACUGUGGGAAAAACUUCCGUGCAAAAAAAUCCCUAAACCAGCAUCAAAGGAUUCACACGGGGGAGAAGCCCUAUAAAUGUGGUGAAUGUGGGAAAUUCUUCAGAAUGAAGAUGACUCUCAGCAAUCACCAGAGAACUCACACAGGUGAGAAACCCUAUCAGUGUAACGAAUGUGGGAAAUCUUUCCGCGUGCACUCAUCUCUCGGGAUACAUCAGCGAAUUCACACAGGAGAGAAACCUUAUGAAUGUAAUAAAUGCGGCAACGCCUUCUAUGUCAAAGCACGCCUCGUUGAACAUCAGAGGCUGCAUUCAGGAGAGAAACCCUAUGAAUGUAGCGAAUGUGGAAAAAUCUUCAGUAUGAAGAAAUCCCUUUGUCAACACCAGAGAACUCACUCAGGCGAGAAACUUUAUGACUGAAGUCAAGGGAGAAAUGCCUUCUACGUGAAAGUAUGCCUCAGUGACAUAAUCUUUGAAUGUCAAGAAUGUUGGAAAGUCUUUGGCCAGAAAACCAACGUCACAGAACAUCAGAGAACUCACGGAGGCCAGCCCUUGCCUUGUACUAUGGAGGAAGCUUCUCUAAGAAGACUCCUGUCACCAUUUGACCAAGCCCUUUGGGCCAUCUGAUUACCGGGGCACACACAGUGCACCUGUAACAAUUUGGCUCCUACACUGGUGUGGAAAUUGAUUUGAUCCCCUUAGGGGAUGGCUCAUUGUUGUUUUCAUUCCAUUUGGAUUUCCCUAAUUAGUGGUGAGGCUGAACAUCCUCCAGCUGUUGACUGACCAUUUGUUUUUAUUUCUUCUGUGCAAUGACUGUUCAUAGCCUUUGCUCAUUGUUUUCUAAUGGGCUGUUUAUCUUUUACUUCUUGGUUUAAAUGUUGUUUUUGUUGUUGUAUU
Camelus dromedarius (Arabian camel) is the source of this 2113-nucleotide messenger RNA. It is a transcript of the gene ZNF157, whose product is annotated as zinc finger protein 157. The transcript has 5 exons. Gene Ontology annotation, molecular function: DNA-binding transcription factor activity, RNA polymerase II-specific; RNA polymerase II cis-regulatory region sequence-specific DNA binding. Gene Ontology annotation, cellular component: nucleus. NCBI's taxonomy places the organism in Eukaryota, Metazoa, Chordata, Mammalia, Artiodactyla, Camelidae. Gene Ontology annotation, biological process: regulation of transcription by RNA polymerase II. The record is from RefSeq and is a predicted model, not a curated record. Bases 314 to 1636 code for a protein of 440 amino acids.